Messenger RNA from Misgurnus anguillicaudatus (oriental weatherfish), 1193 nucleotides. The record is from RefSeq and is a predicted model, not a curated record. NCBI's taxonomy places the organism in Eukaryota, Metazoa, Chordata, Actinopteri, Cypriniformes, Cobitidae.
UUCACAAACAGGAAGAUAAAGUUGAAAAAUGGUCGCAUACGGGAAAGCAGCUCUGUUGUACACCAUCAUCUGGUUUUGCCUGAUUUUAGGUGAUGAGUGUAGGAAAGUAACUGGUCAGACUGGUGGAUCUGUUAUUAUUCCAUUUCAUUAUGAAAGUAUAUACACCCAACACCAGAAAUACUGCUGCUAUCAAUCAGGAGCAGCUUCCAAGUUCUGCUCUGUUCUGGCACACGCAAAUGAAACUAAAGGAGAUGUGUCAGUAAUUGAUUAUCCUGAUCAGAGAUUAUUAACUAUCACUUUGAGAGACCUGCAGCAUCAAAACACUGGAGAUUACUGGUGUGGUAUGUCAAUUAAAGAUGGUGAUGAUGUGAUAGAGUUGUGUUAUAUCACAAUCCAAUCAGCUCCUGAUGUCUCUGUGAUCUCCAGCAGUUUGACUGCAGAUGAAGGUGGUAAUAUCAGUGUACAGUGUCUCUACAGCAUUAAAUAUAAGAAUAACACCAAACAGUGGUGCAGAUAUAAAGACAAGAGAUGUUACACAGUGGGAAGAUCUGACACAUCCCAGUAUUCAGUUGAGAUCAGUGAUGAUGGGAAAGGAUCUUUGACUGUGGUGAUGUCUGGACUGAUGAAGAGUGAUUCUGGCUGGUAUUACUGUUCUGUAGGAGAUCUACAGGCUCCUGUUCAACUCACAGUCAAUGCUGCCACAUGGCCCAUUUCUGUCUGUCUCAAGCCCAGAUAAAUUCACAAGCUGUUCUCAACAUUGACCUAAAGGAUGAUUAUGUUUAGAUAAAUAACAGAAUCACCAGGUUCUCAGCACACUCUCCUGCAACGAGCACAAUCACCAGAGUAUUAAUUCACUAUCACCCGUCCCUCAUUAUCAGCGCACGCUACUUAUGCUCCACACUCCCUCAAAAUCACUGUCUGGUCAUGUUGACACAUACCAAUCAUUGCAUGUGUAUUGUGGAUACUUACCUGAGUUUACUUACCUAUCUGAAGAUCUGAAAGUCCAUUCAUCGUCCUAUGGUCUUUAUUGUCAUCAUAGCCUGAUACCUGCAAGAAUGGAAAGUUGUUUGUCUCUUAUCUGUGAUUGUCAAGUGUAAAUGUGUGGAGUUAUUUGUUAUCAUCAUCCAUAUCCUCUACAAUAUCCAUUUCAUCCUUCUGUCUUAUGCUCAUGUUUUAAUAAAUACUUACUUUUA